AUGUCGGACUCACUUCAUGUGUUUAUGGACAGUGUUUUUCAUCUAACGGGAUAUUUACAUAGACUACUUUUCUUGAUGAAAGAACUUGACAAAAAGGAAUAUGACAUUAAUAAAACGAUUCAAGAAAAAGAAGAAUUAUAUUUAGAAAACUUAAACUAUAUUCAUAAGGUUAAAUUAGAAAAAUACUCUAACAAACAUAAUAACAAUGUAGAGUCGAAUGCAGAAUCGGACUCCCUCAAUGAAUAUGUAAGUAGGAAUAACGGUUCGUCUACUGCCGCUGUUGCUAUGAAUGUAAUGAUAGAACAAGACAAAGAUGGAAAUAAACGAGAUGUUCUCCUUGAUCUAUCCAAAAGUGAUCAUCAUUUUUCUGAAAAAAAAAAUAAAGGAAAAACGGGAUCAAAUGAAGGAAGUGUAAACACAGAAGAUAUUACUAUACAAAGGAAGAAGAACAAAAAUUGUAAUAAUGAAGCAACAUCCAUAUCUUCUUAUGUCAUAUUAAAAGAAAAUGCACAGAAUAAAAAAGAUAGCGCUGUUAUGGGUGAUAGUCUUGAACCUUCAGCUGCAUUGCCUACCUUGGGUAUUGAUAACUACUGUAAUGCAAAAACAAAUGUGAAAUUAGUUAUUGUAAAGGAGGAAAUACUGGAUGAGUAUGGAAAGGACGAGGUACAGGUGAAGUCCGAAUAUGCCAGUCACGUGGAUAACUACGACAAUAACGAUGACGGUAAUAACGAUAGAGGUAAUAACACUAGCGGUAAUAACACUAGCGGUAAUAACACUAGCGGUAAUAACACUAGCGGUAAUAACACUAGCGGUAAUAACAUUAGCGGUAAUAACAUUAGCGGUAAUAAUAAUCGUUAUAGGGAGGGAGAAACGAAAGGGGAGUAUGAUAGUGUAGCAAGUACGGGUUCACAAAAAGUGAGAUCAUUCGAAUCAGCGUUAAACAGUAGUGAACAUAGAAAAGUUAAAAAAGAGAGGGAACAUAAAAACAAUAGGGAACAAAAUAACAAUGCGACUACCUUGACUUACAUAAAAAUGGAGGAACACACACACAAAGGUAAUUCCGAUGAUGAAGAAGGUACAUGUGAGAUUAAGAAACCGCGUACCGUAUUUAAUGAAACAGAAUUAAAUGAAUACCUAAACGAAAUCAUGCAUGAUAGAGAACAGUGUAUGGCAUUGUUAAGAGAAAAAAUAUGUAUAAACAAUCAAAUAUCGUAUAUGAUAAAAAAUAAUUAUGAAAAAUUAAAAAAUCAAUAUGAUAAAUUAUUUACUGAGAUGGAAAUGAAUGGGGAAACACCUCCAUACUUUUACAAUUCAAGCAAAAGUAAAAAUCUUCAUUCUGAAAUGGAAGAACAUAAUAAUUUGAAGUAUCGUAGUAGCUACACAAACGGAGCCAGUGCAACUGCAACUGCUACUGCUACUGCUAAUGCUAAUGCUAAUGCUAGUGGUAAUGCCAGUGCGAGUGCUACUGCUAACGCGAACUCUACUUUUAACUUUUCCAGUACCAACUACCAGUACGAUUUAUUCGAUUUGGAAAGAACGAAAGAUGAUGAAAAUGACAAUGCUACAAGUAAAAGCACAGGCAGAAAACAUUCAGUAAAGUAUGAUGAGGAGUAUAACCCAUAUAAUGCAGAAAAAAAUAAGAGGACGAAAAAGGCAAAAAAAAGCAAGGCACAAAAUAGUCUCACCAGUAAGCUUCGAAAAAACAUAAGUGAUAAGAAUGAGCACAAUAGUGGUAAUAGCGGAAAUGAAGGAAAUAUUGCAAAUAAUAUUAGUGGCAAUAAUAAAAUGAAGUCAAACCAACAAACUGACAAAAAUAAAUACUCAAACGAAACGAAUGUAACCGCAUUAAAUGCAGAAAAUAAGGACAACACUGUGGAUCAUACAGGAAGUAACUGCACUAGUGAUCCUUUAAAGGAGAAUUCUCCCUCAUUGGAUAUGCCAAAUAAAUAUGAUGAAAAAAAAAGAAACGAAGAUUAUAUUAAGUAUGAAAUGGGAAAACCAAAAGAUGACAACUGUGUAGGCAGUUCAGAAGCUAGGGAUGCAUAG
Messenger RNA from Plasmodium malariae, 2046 nucleotides. RefSeq names its product conserved Plasmodium protein, unknown function. The record is from RefSeq and is a predicted model, not a curated record. Lineage: Eukaryota; Apicomplexa; Aconoidasida; Haemosporida; Plasmodiidae. The coding region runs from base 1 to 2046 and encodes 681 amino acids. The transcript has a single exon.